AUGGGUAUCCAAUAUGAUGAAGACAGCAAGAUGAACCCUCAUUUGGAUAGGUUUGCUACCUAUCGACGUCGUUGGUAUAUUUUAGCAAUUUUCUCUGUUUUAUGCUUUACGCAAGGCAUGGUAUGGAAUACAUGGGGUCCGGUUGCAACAUCUGCUGAAUAUUAUUAUGGUUGGACCGAUAGCGAUGUAGCCAUGAUGGCCAAUUGGGGAACCAUUAUGUAUGUAGUAACCGUGUUUUUUUGGUCCUACUUAUUCGAUACAGUAGGUUCUAGAAUACCCAUCGUAUCCGCCGCAUUUUGCAUCGCCUUAGGGACUGGAUUGAGAAUCAUUUCUAGAGAAUCCGCAGUUGCAACCCCAUUAAUUCAUAUUGCUCAAAUAUUAAAUGGCUUUGCGGGUCCCAUAGCACUCGGUGGACCACCAAUCAUAUCUGCCUUAUGGUUUCCUCCUCGUCAACGAACCACGUCAACGGCCAUAACGACGAUUUUUAGUUACCUUGGUGUCGCAACUGCUUUCGUACUUGGACCUAAUAUGGUAUAUGAGGUCAAAAAUGCUACUGAUACCAAUAGUAGCGUACCAAAGUCAAAUCUUGUAUUCUAUUUAAACUCCACAAAUUCGGAUGAAAUUCGACAAAAAGUUGGUGAUCAAAUGUGGGACUUUUUAUUGAUAGGUACCACCAAUUGA
This is a messenger RNA of Trichoplax adhaerens, 681 nucleotides long. RefSeq lists its product as uncharacterized. The record is from RefSeq and is a predicted model, not a curated record. Gene Ontology annotation, cellular component: membrane; intracellular membrane-bounded organelle. Bases 1 to 681 code for a protein of 226 amino acids. The transcript is spliced from 5 exons. Lineage: Eukaryota; Metazoa; Placozoa; Uniplacotomia; Trichoplacea; Trichoplacidae. Gene Ontology annotation, biological process: transmembrane transport. Gene Ontology annotation, molecular function: transmembrane transporter activity.